Messenger RNA from Camarhynchus parvulus, 3725 nucleotides. RefSeq names its product LHFPL tetraspan subfamily member 2 (gene LHFPL2). The record is from RefSeq and is a predicted model, not a curated record. The transcript has 3 exons. The coding region runs from base 118 to 687 and encodes 189 amino acids. Gene Ontology annotation, cellular component: membrane. Lineage: Eukaryota; Metazoa; Chordata; Aves; Passeriformes; Thraupidae.
GCAUCCACUAUAGCUAAGUCCGGUGGGGCAGACUGUGAUGCGACGCGCAAUAGGCAGUACCGGGCCUGACACUGCCAGUCGUGCUGCCCGGUCCGUUCUCAGCCUCGGACGGGGCAGAUGGAGGAGCCUUGGACCCUUGGUUAUUCAAACGCUAGCAUGGCGGAACAGCGGUUAUUUGGGCUAUUUCCAGAGCUUCUCUCCCCGGCUGCGAUAGCGACCGGGCCACGCCUGCCCGCCCAUGGCCGCGGUGCCUCCACGCCCCGGCCCGGGUCCCGCUCGGCUCGGCUCUGGGCGCUUCCCCGCGGCCAGCGGCGUGGGAGCGGGGGACGUCAGCCUGAGGGGGCCGGUCCUGGGCAGGGCAGGGCGCCCGCGUCCCGUCCCUCCCCGCCCCUCGCCGCGGCUCCCUCCCUCCGGCUGGGGGCGGCCGGGUCGGCCCUCGCCGGGAUCCCAUUCCUCCUCCCUCGGUGCAUGGUCGCGGCGGGAGCGGAGGAGGGUGAGCCCGGCGGGGCGCGGGCCGGAGGCGGCGGCGAGAGCGGAGCCCCAGCGCGGAGGAGCCGCCUCUGCCCGGCAGCGGUUUCGAGCUCCAGAGUGACAAGAUUCAACGGAUGCCGCCCUGGAAGUACUUGGGCCUGGAAAUCACCAAGAGGACCAUUGUGCCUCAGAAAUUGGCCAUUCACCCCACAGUGAAAACCUUAGCGGACGUCCAUCAACUGUGUGGGGCGUUGAAUUGGUUGACCUGGACCCAUGGCUCUCAUCUAUCUCGUCACCAUACUCUUUGCCUGGGUCCUGUGAGCUUAUCUCCUGGGAGACUAGCUAUCAGGAUGAGGCAUUCCGGGAUGGGCCAGGUCAACUGCAAGAACUGUGAUGUUAGUUUUGCUAAUUUUGUUCAUUAUUUCAGUUGCCACUUCUGUUUUCUGGACUCUGUUAAAGAAACUUUCAGUCACAUUAACAUCAAUCCCAGCAAGAGACCGAGAAGUCUUGUUUGGAAUACCAUCGACAGACGAAGACAAUUACGUUGAAAUGAUUCCUCCUCCACGAACUCAAGACUCCUCGAGUGAGCCUUCUCACGAUGAAGAAGAAGAGAACAUUGUUUACUGUUCCCUUUUUGAGUGUUCCGUUAAUCUAGUUGUCUCCCUCCUUCAUUUUCUUUUGGUGUAAAAAAGGGGGAGAUGUUGCGGUGUGACCACUUUUCUGUUCAUAGUUUAGUUUAUUAUUCAAGUUAUAAUUCUAAUGUUAAGAUUGGCAUGUUCUGUUCCCUCCAUGUUAUGUUAAAAUGGUUCUGCCUUGGGCUCCCUCCCUGCCUUCCCCCCUUCUACAGUUAUGUGUCAAUCCCCUGGUUGCCUAGGGAACUCCCAGCAUUUUGUAUCAAUUAUUAUGUCAGUCUUUAGUCCCCUCCUUAGUUGCCAUGGCUUCUUUGUAAACCCCCCAUGUUUCCCCGGUGACCUCCCUGUCCAUCACUCUUUGCCCACACCCCAUCCCUAGAACCUUCUACCGUGGGCGGAAGGUGAUUGGAGCAGGAGUUGCUGUCCCUCCCCAACAAGCCUCCUAUUUGUUACUAUGUCAUAUCAAUCACUCAGUUCUGUUAUGUUACUGGCCAGGGGGUGGGUCGCUCCUCCCUUCUGGAAGCUUUUAUCAUCGUGUGCAAGUUCCCGCCCCCCCGGGCAGAUCCCUGCAGCCAUGCUCCUUUCCUGAAUAAACCCAGAUACCGCUGCGGAGAUCUGCCUGCCUCCUUGCCUUUCUUUGUGCCUGUGCUUCGCUGCUGCGUUUGUCUUGCCUGUCUAACAAGGUGCCGCAUUCCCCGCCAUGAUGCGAGGGAGAGCGCCUUAGACAGCCAUACGCCCCGCCCGUCUCCUGCCGGGAGCCAGAGCUGAGCUGCCACAUGGCUGUCACACCGAGGCUGCUGAAGUGCCUUUCUGUGGGCUAGUUUGGGCUUAGACUUUCACACACUGCAGCAGCUACAGUGGUCCCAAAACCAACAUCUGAGGAACACCAGCCCUGGUUUCCACUUGGACAUGAGUUUUGACUGAAACUCUUUGACUGCAACCAUCCAGCCAAUUCUUAAUCUGCUGAGUGGUCCAUCUGUCAAAUACAUGUCUUUCCAGUCUAGAGACAAGGACCAUGUCAGAUGCUUUUCACAAGUCCAAAUAUGUGAAAUCAGUUGUUCGUUCCUCAUCUGCGACAGUGUAAUCCCAUCAUAGAAGGCCAGAUUCAUCAGGCAUGAUUUGCCCUUUGUGAAGCUGUAUUGGCUGUCACCAGUCACCUCCUUAUUUUCCAUGUGCCUUAACAUAGUUUCCAGGAAGAUCUUCUCCAUUGUCUUGGUGGGCACAGAGGUGAGAAUGAUUGGCCUGUAGUCUUACUCUUCUACCCCUUUUUUUUAAGUGGAGGUUACAAUUCCCUUUUUUCAGUCAGUGGGAACUUCACCAGACUGCCACAACUUCUCAAAUGUGGUGGAUAGUGUCCUGUUUACUCAGAAUGUAUCUCAUCACAUCCCAUGGACUUCUGCACUAUUAGGUUACACGGACAUGUGCACCUUCAGUUCCUGAGGAUGGUUGCAAACCUGAUCUUGUCCUACAGUGUGUGGUUUCUCUCUCAGCCUUUCCUCAGAAGAAAAAUACUCCAGUCCCCUAACCAUAACCCUGCAGUCUACAACUUCCUCGCAAGCUGAAAUGGUUAAGUGUUGAUUUCUUUGCUGAGCAGUGGUAUGACAUGGGAAACCAGCAUGAAGCUGUAUUUCCUGGAUAUCAGGAAAAGGUUCUUCACUCUGAGGGUGGCUGGGCACUGGAACAAGCUCCCCAGAGAUGUGGUCACAGCACCAAGCCUGACAGAGUUCAGGAAGUGUUUGAACAAUGCUCUCUGUCAUAUGGAGUGAUUUUGGGGAUUAUCGUGCACAGAGCCAGGAGUUGGAGUCUACUUGUGGGUUCCAUCCAACUCAGGAUAUUCUAUGAUCCUAUGAUGAUCUUUGUAGUCCUUCACUGGACCCUCUCCAGUAGUUCCAUGUCUUUCUUAGCCUUCUGCAAUUCAAGCAGCGUAGCUGGAGAACUUGCCAGUGAGAACUGAGGCAAAAAAAUUACAGGGUACCUCAGCUUUCUUCAUGUCCUGGGUAACCACAUCUCCUGUUUCCUUGCAGAGAGGGACCACAUUUUACCAUCUUGCUUUUAUCACAAACAUAGCUGUUGAAGAAGCUUUUCUUGUUGUCCUUGAUGUCUCUGGAGAGGUUCAAUUCUAUCAGGGCUUUAGCUUUCCUAGCCGUAUCCCUAGCUUCUCAGACAUUCUGUCUAUAUUCCUCCCAGGCUACCUGUCCUUGCUUCUGCCCUUUGGUUUAUGUCUGUCUGCAAACUCCUUGUUCAUCCAUGCAGGCCUGGCAUUUCUGCCUGACUUCCUUCUUGUUGGGACGCAUAGUCCCUGAGCUUGGAGGAGGUGAUCCUUGGAUGUUAGUGAGUUUUCUUGGGCCUUUCUCCCAGCCAGGGCUUUGUCCCAUGGCUGCUUCACCAAACUGAUCCCUGAAGAGUCUGAAGUCUACCCUCCUGAAGUCCAGGGUUUGUGCUUUUUCUUAGUGCUGUCGUGGUUGGAGUGAUGUCUAGAAUAGCUGCGUUUCUAGCCAAGCAAAAGUGACCUGGUAGUCAAAUAUUACCCGUGUGCAUAUAAUCUCUUACAACCAACAUUUUUACCAUUCCAGCCACCAGUACUAAUCAUGAGUAUUGUUUUAAUGUUUUUGUCUCUGUACU